UGGACAAAAAAACAGGGGAGAGAAACAAAAAACACUUUGUGAAAGACUACAUUAAAAAAUUACAUAAAAUAUGGGAGGAGGACAACCUAUAAGCAACCGUUACUCCACAAAGGGCUGGCUGCAGAUGUGGUUUUGUAUUUUGGGCUUCACAGAGUUUCCUGUACACAAGGGCGUUAAAUUUCCUCUCUAGUUUUUUUUUCUGCCUGUGAAACUUUUAGUCGGUCAUCAUAAGUAGAAUCUGCAUCGAGCUGACGUUCAUUUAACCCAGGUCCUGAAGCUGGAUAGUCUCUGGAUGCUCCUGAAACACUGCUCCAUUCACCUCAUUCCUUCUGCAUGCUGUCCAAGCAUGCUGCCUGUCAGGAUGCUGAGCAUUCUCAUCCUCCUCUUUUCACUGUGCAAUGCUGACAGCAUAUGCACAACAGAGUUGAAGACAGAUCCACCUGAGAUUAUUGCAGAAUAUGGAGGAAUUCCUGUAAUUGUAAACUGUACCACCAGACUGGGCGAUCAUUACGGACUAUACUGGAGAGUCGGGAAUGAAAGCUCUGACACUGAAGAUGAAGAAAUGUUUAUCUCCCACUUAGUGCCAGUGUCAGACUGGAAUGUGACGGCCGAGUGCAAAAUGAAGUUUAAUGAGUCUUAUGAAUGCAGCAAGGAACUCAAAGUUAUUUUAUUCAAUAAUCCAGAAGUUUUUCAUUCUGUACAGCUUGUGAAUGUGAUAGGAGAAGAAACACAGUACAGACUGCAGUGCGAUAUAAUCAAUGUUGCUCCUGUUCAGUAUGUCACUGUUAGCUGGUACAAAAACAGUGAAAAAAUCCAGACAGAAUCUUUCAAUGACACAACAACCAAAACUCCAGUAAAUGAGUCCUCUAUUCUGAGAGUCAACAUCAGCAGAGAAGAAAAUGUAGUAGAGUUCAGAUGUGAAGCUCAGCUGGACUUUGGACCACACAGACCAAAACUUCCUGCCAUUUCUAAAACACACAGAGUUUCAGCCCACUACGCUCCGGAGCUAAAGACACAAAAUAGUGCUGAUGACACUUAUGCACUUGAGGGCACUAACAUCACAUUGAGCUGUGAAGCUGUUGGAAACCCUCUUCUUGUGUAUAACUGGAUUUGUGAUGGGAAAAACAUGUUGGAGAACACAACCAGUCUCAGUUUACCUCAAGUACAUGGCAAUAAAACCUGCGCAUGCACAGCUACCAAUUAUCUGGGAAACAUAACUAAGACAAUCCAUCUUCAUGUUGAACCAAGAGGUUGCCCACUAACACUGACACCUUCUGAAACUGUUGUGAAAUUUGGAGAUCCAGUUGCAAUCAACUGCAGCACAUCAGCCAGAUAUGUUGAAGGAAUGGGCUGGGAGGCUCCAUUUGGAGGUACAGGAUUUGAGCGUCCUCCUGUUGUCACUUGGAGGGUUGAAAAACUAGAAGAGUGGACUCCAAGUCCUUCCUGCUAUGCUACUUUGGUUGAUGGAUCACAGUGUACUGUGAGUCCAGUCAUCACUGUUUACAAAACUCCAGAUUCUGUGUCAGUGUCUGACAUGGGUCAUGGUUCAAUGGUGGAGGGCAGAGAGUAUGAUCUGAAAUGUGACAUCAUCAAUGUUGCUCCUGUUCAGUAUGUCACUGUUAGCUGGUACAAAAACAGUGAAAAAAUCCAGACAGAAUCUUUCAAUGACACAACAACCAAAACUCCAGUAAAUGAGUCCUCUAUUCUGAGAGUCAACAUCAGCAGAGAAGAAAAUGUAGUGGAGUUCAGAUGUGAAGCUCAGCUGGACUUUGGACCACACAGACCAAAACUUCCUGCCAUUUCUCAAACACACAGAGUUUCAGCCCACUACGCUCCGGAGCUAAAGACACAAAAUAGUGCUGAUGACACUUAUGCACUUGAGGGCACUAACAUCACAUUGAGCUGUGAAGCUGUUGGAAACCCUCUUCCUGUGUAUAACUGGAUUUGUGAUGGGAAAAACAUGUUGGAGAACACAACCAGUCUCAGUUUACCUCGAGUACAUGGCAAUAAAACCUGCGCAUGCACAGCUACCAAUUAUCUGGGAAACAUAACUAAGACAAUCCAUCUUCAUGUUGAACCAAGAGGUUGCCCACUAACACUGACACCUUCUGAAACUGUUGUGAAAUUUGGAGAUCCAGUUUCAAUCAACUGCAGCACAUCAGCCAGAUAUGUUGAAGGAAUGGGCUGGGAGGCUCCAUUUGGAGGUACAGGAUUUGAGCGUCCUCCUGUUGUCACUUGGAGGGUUGAAAAACUAGAAGAGUGGACUCCAAGUCCUUCCUGCUAUGCUACUUUGGUUGAUGGAUCCCAGUGUGCUGUGAGUCCAGUCAUCACUGUUUACAAAACACCAAACAUUGUGUCAAUAUAUCCACUGAAUCAAAGUCAAAUGAUGGAGGAACAAGUACACAUAGUGCCUUACAAUAAAGAAACAAGAACACAAUAUUGGUUACGGUGUGACAUCAUAAAUGUUGCUCCUGUUCAACAUCUGACUGUGAGAUGGUACAAAAAUAAUAAAACCAUCCAGACAGAGUCUUUCAAUGACACAACAACUAAAACACUGGUAAAUGAGUCCUCGAUUCUGAGAAUCGACAUCAGCAGAGAAGAAAAAGCCACUGAGUUCAGAUGUGAAGCUGAGCUGGACUUUGGACCACAUGGACUAAAACUUCCUGCCAUUUCUCAAACACACAGAGUUUCAGCCCACUAUGCUCCUGAGAUCAACACAAGUUGUACUGUUGACAUCUCACCACUUGAGGGCACUAACAUCACAUUGAGCUGUGAAGCUGUUGGAAACCCUCCUCCUGUGUAUAACUGGACUUGUGAUGGGGAGAAUAUGUUGGAGAACACAAACAGUCUCAAUAUUACUCGAGUCGAUCGCAACAAAACCUGCACCUGCACAGCUACCAAUUAUCUGGGAAACAUAACUAAGACAAUCAAUGUUCAUAUCACACCAAGAGGUUGUCCUCUAACUCUGGCACCGUCUGAAAUGGUUGUGAGAUUUGGAGAUCCAGUUUCAAUCAAAUGCAGCACAUCAGCCACAGAUGUUGCUGAAAUGGCCUGGGUGACUCCUGCUGGAGACAAAGAAUUUAAACCUGGUUCUGAUGUCACUUGGAUGGUUAAAAACCUGAAAUGGUGGACUCCAAGUCCUUUCUGCAGCAUCACUCUAAAUGACAAUUUUCAGUGUUCUGUGAGCCCAGUCAUCAUUGUUUAUAAAACCCCAGAGACCGUGUCAAUCUCUGAAAUGAAUCAUGGUCUGAUGUUGAAGCACAAAGAGGACAAGCAGUACACCAAGACACAAUACAAACUGCAGUGUGACAUCAUCAAUGUUGCUCCUGUUCAGUAUCUCACUAUUACUUGGUAUAAAAACAAUAAAAUCAUCAAGACAGAAUCUUUCAGUGACACAACCAAAACACCAGUAAAUGAGUCCUCUAUUCUGAGAGUCAACAUCAGCAAAGAAGAAAAAGUCGUUGAGCUCAGAUGUGAGGCCAAGCUGGACUUUGGACCACGUGGACCAAAACUUCCCGCUAUUUCUCAAACACACAAUGUUUCAGCCCACUAUGCUCCAGAGGUAAACACAAAAGAUAGUAAUCAUGACUAUCUACUUGAAGGUUCUAAUAUCACCUUGAGUUGUGAAGCUGAAGGAAACCCUCCUUCUGUCUAUAACUGGACUUGUGAUGGGGAGAAUAUGUUGGCGAACACAAACAGUCUCAAUAUAACUCGAGUAAAUCGCACUAAAACCUGCACCUGCACAGCUGCCAAUUAUCUGGGAAGCGUAACCAAGACGAUCAAUGUUCAUGUUGAACCAAGAGGUAAAACCAAUAAAAUCACUUUUGCAGUCAUUUGGGCUUUGCCAUUUGUAGCAGCCAUCAUCAUCUCCAUCUUCAUUGUGUUCUACUGUUGCAAUCAGUGGAAAAAACAUGGACAUUAUAGUUUUGUUUCUGACAAAGAUAUCCCUUUGACACAAACUAAUGGAAACAAAUAAGAUAUCUGCUGCUUUCUGUAAAUCGAAGCAAAAACUUAAUUUAAUGUGCUACCUAAUUAUUUUUCUUUCAUUAAAAAAGAAGUUCUACACCCAUUUCAUACACUUGUAUAAAAAACUCCAAGCUUCACAUUCCUGGAAAUGUGGGCCCACCCACUUCAACAAUGGAUCCAUGCUG
This is a messenger RNA of Maylandia zebra (zebra mbuna), 4151 nucleotides long. Its product is annotated as intercellular adhesion molecule 5. Gene Ontology annotation, biological process: cell-cell adhesion. Gene Ontology annotation, molecular function: integrin binding. Gene Ontology annotation, cellular component: membrane. Lineage: Eukaryota; Metazoa; Chordata; Actinopteri; Cichliformes; Cichlidae. The record is from RefSeq and is a predicted model, not a curated record.